AUGACCCUCAUGGCCGUGGCAGCGGAUUCUGGCCAGCCCGACGCCCAGAUCGCCUCGGGAGCCAUGACGGAGCAGGACCCUACCAUCCACCGCAAGACGAGCAUAAAGCAUCGCCAGUUCGGUAUUUAUGCUUCGAGGCGCACCCAUCCGAAACCCGUCCCAGCUUCUGACGUUCCAGAGCGUCCCGAGUCCGACUCCCCGGCCGCCAACCCUACACAUGCACAUCCCAUACCCACCUCCCCUCCACGCUGGGACUCGCUGGCGAACAGCUCGACCAACUUUGCGAGACAUCAAAACCACAUCGACACCCGGGCCCAGCCGCAGUCGCCUCGACGACCCGUCUUCCACGCAGCUCUCCAGUACCCUUCUCCGGAUAGGCCUUUUGCCUCUCCUUCCCCUAGUCAUGGUUACGAAGAAGACGACGACUUGAGCGCCGACGAAUGGACUAGCAGAGCCCUCGCCCGAUCCCUCAGAUCUCCCGUUCCCUACGACGACGACGACCGCUCCUCGAUCGAUACCAUGCAGAUGGACAACUUCUCCCGCCCGAGAAGACCCAGCAUCAAGCAGCCGAUACAGGACCCAAACAGUCCUCGGCAAGCGAACAACUCGCCCUCAGACCCACGCUCCGAUCCCAAUUCGCAUCAUCAAGCAUGGCCGCGGCCGCGGGGUCAGUCUGGUUCCUCCGCCAGGUCUGCCUCGACCUUCUCGUCGAUGCCGGCUUCGGGCAACGAUAACUACGAGCACCGCGCCCCGUCCAGACUCCGGAGUGCCCCGCCUCCAUCGAGCCUCGCCCGACCCCCAUUGGCAUACGGACGGGUCGAAAGUUCAAGCUCAGGCUUGUCUACUUACGCGCGGGAGGCACCAUGGAUGAGUGGGGACGAGAUGAGAUCCAGUUACCGGUCUCAGAUGACCUCGUCGAGCGCGCAGGGCACGUACGUGACGGAAAGAAGCAGCGUUCUCACCAAGAACAGCUCAAUUCCAUCUCUGUACGCUAACGGUGAAGAGCUUAGUGUCGACGACGUAAUGGGCAUGUACGAGAAGGGUUUCCAAGACUCGAGCCCCGAAGACAACGAUAACGACGAUCACCUCGUGCCGGCGGCCGAAAUCAACAAGCGCAACACCAGGAUGCUCGAGGUCCUGAGCCAACCACUGAUGCCCGCGAACUCUCUAGCUGUCCCCGUUCCGGAACCCGUCGUACGUGAUUCCGCCGCCAUCUUCAGGGUGUCCGGAUACCCUGCGUCCCUGCCGAAAGAGGUUAGCCUUGACGAUUACGACCGGAAGGAGGACGAGAAGGACGACAAAGAGAAGAGGGACUCGGCCAAGUCGCUCGACACAGACUCAUCAUCUGCAUCUCCCAAAAUGAACAGCCCUACGACUUCUUCGGUGCAGACGGCCGUUGAGCCAGAGGAGAUCGAGGAACCCGGUGCCCGGGACCGCUACGGUUUCAAGAAGGCCAACCAGUACAUCACCAGGGAGCAAUACGACAACUGGAACAAAGGCUACUCACAGUACCUGGACAGGAGACGGAAGAAGUGGACGGGCUUUUUGAAAGAGAAUGGCCUCAUCACGGAUCGGCCACAGCGCUUUCCUCCCCACAGUGCCAAGGCAAAACGCUUCGUCCGCAAAGGCAUCCCUCCCGAAUGGAGAGGUGCCGCCUGGUUUUACUACGCGGGAGGCCCUGCCAUCCUCGCGAAGCACUCUGGCUUAUAUGAUGAGUUGCUGAAGAAAAAGGCCAAGGACGUCGACGUCGAGGCCAUUGAACGAGACCUGCACCGAACAUUCCCGGACAACAUCAAGUUCAAGCCGGCUAGCAUGGCCGGCAAACCCAACACCGAACCCGAAAGAAAAGACAAAGAAACGGAAGCUGGAGAGACAGUCAGUGAGGAGAAGAACGAGCCCCAAAUCAUCUCAUCCCUGAGGAGGGUACUGCACGCCUUUUCGAUCUACAACCCCCGGAUCGGAUACUGUCAAAGCCUGAACUUCCUCGCUGGCUUGCUGCUCCUGUUUAUGGACUCGGAAGAGCAGUGUUUUUGGCUGCUGAACGUUAUCACCAGGCUGUAUCUGCCUGGAACCCACGAGGUUAGCCUCGAGGGAUCCAAGGUGGAUCUUGGCGUUCUGAUGAAUGCCAUCAGAGAGUCUAUGCCCGCCGUCUGGGCAAAGAUCGGCGACGACCUGGAGGUGGACCCCAACGCACCACGACCUGCAGCAAAACCGGUCAAGAAGCCGAGAACAAGGAGAAAGAACCAGCCCAGCAUCUCCUCCAACCACCUCCCGCCCAUCACGCUUUGCAUGACGGCUUGGUUCAUGAGCUGCUUCAUCGGGACCCUUCCCAUCGAGAGCACCCUCCGUGUGUGGGACGUGUUCUUCUACGAAGGAUCCAAGACGCUGUUCCGCAUCGCUCUCGCCAUUUUCAAGCUCGGAGAAUCAGAGGUGCGGGCUGUCACCGACCCCAUGGAGAUGUUCUCAAUUGUCCAAGCUAUGCCCCGUCGACUCUUGGACGCGAACGGCCUCAUGGAGGCGACUUUCAAGCGUCGCAACGGAUUCGGCCACAUCAGCCAAGAUACCAUUGACAGCCAGCGACAAGAGAGACGCGACAAGGUCCAGUCUGAGCGCGAGAGAGCUGCCACAUAUGCCGUGGGCAGCGGAAACGUAACCGAAACUGAAGGAGAAGUCCGUAGGAAGGGCACGCUUUUCGGACGGAGGAAGCUGGGAAGGUCAGCAGAGGUGAGGUGA
Messenger RNA from Colletotrichum karsti, 2733 nucleotides. Its product is annotated as GTPase activating protein. The record is from RefSeq and is a predicted model, not a curated record. Lineage: Eukaryota; Fungi; Ascomycota; Sordariomycetes; Glomerellales; Glomerellaceae. The coding region runs from base 1 to 2733 and encodes 910 amino acids. The transcript has a single exon.